This is a messenger RNA of Drosophila bipectinata, 761 nucleotides long. The record is from RefSeq and is a predicted model, not a curated record. NCBI's taxonomy places the organism in Eukaryota, Metazoa, Arthropoda, Insecta, Diptera, Drosophilidae.
ACAUUUUUGGCAGCUCUCAAGUCCAGACACCUCGUGUGGGAAAAUCUGUCAAAGGUUAUACAACUCGACUGAAAAUGUCCUGUAUUUGUGAAUAUUAUUCUGGCGGUGAAAAUAACCAAACAGGUGAUGACCAGGUGGAUCCCUCAUUGGAAACAACUCCUACUUCUGACGAGAAUGGUCCUGCCGCCGCAAAUUCCACAAAAGAGGAGGAGAAUGACUCAGAAGCCGGCACUAAAGACUUGGAAGUUUCCGCUUCCGACCUGGCCGAUUGUCAGGCCGAAAACUGGCUGCUGAAAAAAAAGCUGCUGGACUACGAGGUGACCAUUGAAAAUCUGGAGCAGCUGGUGACCACCAUAGUGGAGAAGCAGCACCAGAUCCUGAGCGAGAUGUUCCAGCUGCGCAAGGAGAAUCGAGAACUCCUGACAGAGUGCCAAAUGCAGCGCGAGUACCACUUCAUGGAGCGGAAUGCUCUGAUGAAGGAGCUCCACGAUCUUCGCACAUUGCCUGUUGACAAGAGGCGAGUCUUGGUAAUUUCGAUCUGUAGUUUUUGGAAUAUCACAAUUAUCAGAAGCCUAAAAACAGGAGUGUCCUUCGGGCAGCGAAAGGGAGGAAUCCGACGAGGACGUGGUGGAGGAGUACUCUAGCGGAGACGGGAGUGAGGGCCAGACGCAAAACGAUGACACCGCCAGAAGUGAUGAAAGCGGAUCGGAUGAUGAUGAGAAUUACGCUGGCCGUAGCUCGGCUUCGGAGACUUCCGGCAG